Messenger RNA from Loa loa (African eye worm), 2064 nucleotides. RefSeq lists its product as hypothetical. Gene Ontology annotation, molecular function: calcium ion binding. The record is from RefSeq and is a predicted model, not a curated record. Lineage: Eukaryota; Metazoa; Nematoda; Chromadorea; Rhabditida; Onchocercidae. The transcript has 9 exons. The coding region runs from base 185 to 1108 and encodes 307 amino acids. Gene Ontology annotation, cellular component: endoplasmic reticulum.
AUUUUCAGGUUCAGUUUAUUAUGCAUUAAAGUAUAUAUAAAUAUUAUUGCUCAUUAGAUUUGUCAUCCUGCAGAAGCUUCUUUUCCGGAAAAGAAAAUUACUGGUUUACCACUACUGGUUUACUUGUCGAGGGAAAUCAAAUUUAUUGGUUUUACGUCCUCCUGCGUAUUUAUUAUUGCUCAGCAUGCUUGUAUGGUUUGCGUUUGGUGUGCUUUUUGCAUUUGCAAGAAGCGAUCAAGUCGAUCCACUUACUGAUAGGGAACAUUUCAAGGCUGGCGGACAUGACAGCAGAUUUGACCAUGAGGCCUUUCUCGGUAAAGAUACUGCUGAAUCCAAGGACGUCGUAAGCAAAGAACGCCUUGCGAAGUUAGUUGCGAAAAUGGACGUAGAUGGUGAUGGUUUCUUGGAAGAAUCUGAACUGAAAGACCACAUUGACUUCAUGCAAAAACGAUAUGUUAAUAAUGAUGUUGAUCGAACAUGGAAAAAUUAUAAUGCGGAGAAAGUUAAGGAUGGGAAAAUCUCAUGGAAAGAUUACAUAGAAAUGGUUUAUGGAACAGUAGGUGAAGGACAAGAGUUGAGUGCUGAAUACCAAAAGAUGAUAACACGUGAUGAAAGAAGGUGGAAGAAGGCUGAUUAUGAUUCGGAUGAAAUGCUUGAUCGAACUGAAUAUGGUUGUUUUAUGCAUCCUGAGGACUGCGAUCACAUGCGCGAUGUUGUUGUUCAGGAGACACUCGAAGACAUUGAUAAAAACAAAGAUGGAUUUGUAGAUCUUGAUGAAUAUAUCGGUGACAUGUACAGACCGGAAGACUAUCCAGAAUUGAACGGCAAAGAGCCGGAAUGGGUUGCCAGUGAACGACAAAUGUUCAAGGAACAUCGAGAUAAAGACGGUGACGGCAAACUGGAUCAAGAUGAAAUGAGGGACUGGAUAAUGCCUGUAGGUUUCGAUCAUGCUGAUGCAGAAGCAAAACAUUUAAUUGGCAUCGCCGAUGAAGACGGAGAUGGAAAGUUGUCUCUAAAAGAAGUGUUGGAUCAUUACGACACGUUCGUUGGAUCACAAGCAACCGAUUAUGGUGAGCAACUAAAUAAACAUGAUCCUGCUGAACUUUAAAUAGGUAAUGAGAGUAACGGUUAAUUUGAGACGUCUACACACUUUUUCGGAUUCAAAUGCUCUGUGACUAAUGUUAUUUGGUACAAUGCUCUUCUGCUUAACUAAUGUAUGAAGUUUGAUAUCCGAUAUAUACUGCAAUGACCAAUGACAUGUUCUGAAAUAUACUUAUUUAAGACUUCCCUAAGCCAAAAAAAUUACAAACGGAGAGAGGUUUGGUCAGUCUCCACCGUAGUGUUCACAUAUGCUACUUUUUGCUUUGUUACUCAAUUUGAGCUACUUAUACUUUGUUGUUCAACGUAGCUAGUGUUGCUGCUUUUUGAAUCUCUACUUUCCAAUAUUAUAUGAUAAAUUCAAUCUAUUAUAUGAUAAUUAGCUUAUCAUGUCGAAGUGAAUUGGGAAGUUAAUUAUAACAUAUAUUCUUAUACAGAGAAGUAGGAAACCGGAGACCAAAAAAAACCGAAGAUCGGGAAAGAAAAGUGAUUUUUUUGGUAGAAAUUAAUCUGUUAGAUCUUCCUAAAAUAGACGCGAUAUAUACAUGGAGUAUUUUAAACAAAGCGACACCAACAAUAUCACAUCAAAUAUGCAACUUCCAAAAUUGUGUCGGCACAACAGAGUGACCAGUACCAAACUAUAAUCUAAUGCGUGCAUGUGAUCUGAGGCCUCAAGUCCAACAAAUGUCUACUAAAUGAAAUCUUCGAAAGCUUCGGAAUUAUUAUUCAUAACAUUACUUGCAUGAACCGUUGUAAGGAUUCUCUAGAAAUUUCUUAACUCGAAAACGGAGAAAGCCUUAUUAUUAUCUAACCACUUUUGACCCACUAGUCCACCUUCUAUGGCGGAUUUAGUCAUGGAGCACUGCGGACAUGACACAUAAACUCAUGCAAAAUAUCUGAAAGGAAAAAAAAAAUUUUCUGAAAGCAAAUAUCAACAUGUUUGCGAGUAAGGCUUGCACAACAGUG